AGCAGCGUGAUCACACACACACACUCACACGAGUCAACAGCAGAAUACUGGGAGUCAUGGCAAAGCGUGUUGCAGUUAUUUUGUCGGGCUGUGGCGUCUACGACGGCACAGAGGUCCACGAGGCCUCCGCCGUCCUCGUCCACCUGAGUCGUGCUGGAGCCAAGGUACAGAUGUUUGCUCCAAAUGAAGAUCAAAUGCAUGUCGUCAAUCACUGCGAAGGAAAACCAACAGAUGAGAGAAGAAACACCCUGCAGGAAAGCGCCCGGAUCGCCAGGGGCGACGUGACUGAUUUAGCCAAGCUCGACGUGUCAGCGUUUGAUGCCGCUGUCAUCCCAGGUGGCUUUGGCGUGGCCAAGAAUCUGAGCGACUGGGCCGUAAAGAACAAGGACUGCACGGUUCAGGCCGACCUAGAGAGGAUCAUCAGGGCGUUCCACGGAGCCGGGAAGCCGCUGGGAAUGUGCUGCAUCGCCCCCGUCCUCGCCGCCAGGGUCCUGCCCGGCUGCGAGCUCACGGUGGGACAGGACCAACAGUGCGAAGCGUGGCCGUUCGCUCAGACCGCCGGCGUGCUGAAGGACAUGGGCUGCAAACAUGUGAACAAGGACGUGGAAGAAGCCCAUGUUGAUGUGAAGAACAAGCUGGUCACCACCUCCGCCUUCAUGUGCAACGCUCCCAUUCAUAAAGUCUUUGAUGGAAUAGGUGCAAUGGUGCAAGAGACACUGAAACUAGCUUAAAAAGGCAGUGUCUGCUCAUUUGUCCUAGAAACUAUGACUAACUAUGACCAGUGUGCUGUUAGUUAUAAUAAACCUGUUACCAGUUAAAGUACAAACCAUGCAAAGAAAAUCCAGGACUUUUGUGUAUUAUUUAUGUUUAUCAAAAGAAGUAAAAACAAAAAUGAAAUAAAAAGGAUUGAACACCAAACAGAACCCUCCGACUAUAUGU
Messenger RNA from Betta splendens (Siamese fighting fish), 939 nucleotides. RefSeq lists its product as uncharacterized. The coding region runs from base 57 to 731 and encodes 224 amino acids. The transcript is spliced from 5 exons. Lineage: Eukaryota; Metazoa; Chordata; Actinopteri; Anabantiformes; Osphronemidae. The record is from RefSeq and is a predicted model, not a curated record.